Messenger RNA from Saccostrea cuccullata (small rock oyster), 2474 nucleotides. RefSeq lists its product as uncharacterized. Lineage: Eukaryota; Metazoa; Mollusca; Bivalvia; Ostreida; Ostreidae. Bases 18 to 725 code for a protein of 235 amino acids. The record is from RefSeq and is a predicted model, not a curated record. The transcript has 2 exons.
UUUGGGAAAAGACAAAAAUGAGUGUCUCUAAAACUCCAGUGGCCUCUGGUGGACAUGAACUUGAGGGACGAUCAAGAUUCGCAAAACUUGGAAUGGCAACAAACGAUGUGUUAAAUCAGGCAUACAGAGAUAUACUAGAGAUGGAAGUUCCUCCAAUCGAUAUUGAAAAGAAAGCUAAAGCAUCACCAGCUUACAAAAGAUUGCGCCCAGAGCAAGAACAACUCUUGCUAGAUGCUAAGCAUUCAGGAUAUAAGAACUUUGACAUUUCUUUAACAUACACAUUAAUCCGAAACAUUUGUUCAAAGAUCCCUAAGCCAACAAAAGGAAAAUGGGGAGAAGAGCCUGCAGCAGGAGAGGUGACAGUGGGUGACGAUAUCGAGAGAAUUAGGUCAAUCCGAAACGGCUUGACUGCACACGUGAGUUCAGCCUCCAUCUCUCAGACAGAAUUCGAUGACACUUGGACAACGAUGUCGGAUAUCUGCCAAAGAUUGGAAACCUUCACUGGGAAGAAAUACUUGGACAACCUUAAUAGCAUUUAUAAACUGACUUUAAAAGAAGGAGGUGAAGAUGCAAUUAAAGCUAUUAUAGAAAAGUUUGUCAAGGAUCAACAUGAACAACAUAAACUGUUGGUCAAGGAUCAACACGAACAACGUGAACUGUUGAAGACAGUCGUAUCAGAUGUUCAAGAAUUAAAAUCUCAAAUGAGGACAUUAAAACGAAUUUGAAGAAUUGAACCAUUCAGAAAUAAUAAUUUUUACUCAUAGAAUGUUUUCAGUACUAGUAAAUAAUGAAUUCUUUAACACCUGGUUGAAGAUAUUGAAAGAGUCAUUGGUUAAAGUCUUUGGAUAAGCUUAAUUAUAAUUACAAACUGGAUAUGAAACAUGUGGAUAUAUGAGGAAUUUGAUAUUUCAUUAACACACAAGUUGAAAAGAAACAUUUGUUCAAAGAUCCGUUAACCAACAAAAGAAAAGUGGGGAAAAGAGCCAGCAGCAUGAGAGGUGACAGUGGGUGACGAUAUCCAGAGAAUUAGGUCAAUCCGAAAUAGAUUGACUGCUCUCGGACAGAAUCCAAUAACACUCUGUCGACAAUGUCGGAUAUCUGCCAAAGAUUCACUGGAAAAAAGGACUUGGAUAACAUUAAUACCAUUUAUAAUGGCUUUAGAUGUAGAUGCUAUUUCAGCAAUCAUAGAAAAAUUGAAACAACAUGAUAUGUUGGAGAAAUUCAUGUCCAGUAUGCAAAAAUUAAUGUCAGAUAAGUUAGAUGUGAAAAAUUUAAAUCAAAAUUGAUGCUGACAGGCAGUGCUGCCCAAAGUCAACUUUUUAUGCAUCGAACAUAUGCAGAGUGACUUUAACUUUUACAAAAUUGAAAAUCAGUUUUUAUCAAGUGUGAAGCAAUAUAGAAAUCAUGAUUUUUAUCCCUGAAAAAUCAAAAUUUUAGAAAGAGACUAGUAGUCACUACGAAAAUGCUUAUGAUAUUUGGUUCAUAACUUAAUAUAUGUUUUGUAUUCCUUUAGGAUAACCUUUCUGUUUAUAGAGUUUCAAUAGUUUCGCACCUAUAGACAGCCUUUAGAAUCGUGCACUGAGGUACUUUUAGGAUUAAACAGGAUUUACUUCCCCUCUGACUUUAAUUAAUUGACGCAGUUGGAUGGCUCCCAUUUAUAAAAUGGAUGAUUAAAUUUGUUCUGGAUGGGGAACUGUUUGAUAAUGACGAAUAAGGACGGACUUACCGAAAAGCAUUCCACUGGGAUUACAAUUAUCAUGGUGCUCAAAACAUUGAACCUAAUGUGAGAAACUGGACAUUUUAUGUGCUUCUUAGCCAGCUAUUACUAGAUAUUAAAGAAAUUGAAAGGAAGCUAUGCAAAUAAACCCAGAAAAUAUGGAAAGAAGGCUUACCAAAAUAAAGGACAGAUCUAUUUAACAUUUUUAACGAAACAUGAGCUCGGCGUCCAACCCUCAGAUAAAAUUCAAUGACAGUGGGCCUUGUGCAUAUGAAUUCUGUGCAGUCGCUAUUUUUAUGGAAUAUCACCCGUAGUCAAGGAAUGUUACCGUUGCUAGGUUGGAGAUAAUGGCUUCAUCGUUAAUCGGAUAAUAGUGCUUUUAACAAAUGUAUAGCAUUUAAUCAAAAAAAUCAAUCAAUUUACAUGAAAGGAUAAUGUUAUAGAAUUGUUAAAAUCCAAACAGGUUUAGAGACAAUCCAAUGAAAUGUCCAAGAAGUAAAACUGUAAUCAACCGUAAUAAAGGAGCUACAGAUUAGGAGCUCAUUGAAUAUUGUGUAGAAUAUUAAAGAAUUGCUUGUUUUACUUAAUCUUAUAAGAAUGGAGAGUGCUGGAGAGUUCAUUUUAUGUGAAUGCAUGUGUAUGCUAUACUGCUUGUACCUAUUUUAGAGUAGCUGCAAAAGUUCAAAUUUGUAUGGAAGUGUCGGACAAGAAGGGAAUAUGUUCAUUCACAAUUGCAUAUUUUAUUUAAAACACAGAU